AUGUCUGUGAUGAGAUUCUCCGGGUCUGGCAACAUCACACAUUCGACUGCCCUGGUGACAGCACUAGAUAAUGUGACAACUUUGACCCCGACAACAACGCAGGCAAUCAAUGACACCAACAUCACUGUGCCGCACAAGUGCCUGUUGUUGCUCUAUGAGGACAUUGGGAAGUCCAGAGUCCGCUACUGGGAUCUUCUGCUCCUGGUUCCCAAUGUGCUUUUCUUUAUGUUUCUUCUCUGGAAGCUGCCCUCUGCCAGGGCCAAAAUCCGGGUCACUUCCAGCCCAAUCUUCACUACAUUCUACAUACUAGUAUUUGUGGUGGCUUUAGUUGGUAUUGCCCGUGCUGUUGUCUCCAUGACUGUGAGUGCCUCUGAUGCUGCCACAGUUGCUGAUAAGAUCCUGUGGGAGAUCACAAGGUUCUUCCUUCUGGCGAUUGAGCUGAGUGUGGUGAUUCUUGGCCUUGCCUUUGGUCACCUGGAGAGCAAGUCGAGUGUGAAACGUGUUCUGGGAAUCACUACGGUGCUGUCUCUGGCAUAUUCUGUCACCCAGGGUACCCUGGAAAUCCUGUACCCUGAUGCCCACCUUUCAGCAGAAGACUUCAACAUCUAUGGCCAUGGAGGGAGACACUUUUGGCUUGCCAGCUCCUGUUUCUUCUUUCUGGUCUAUUCCUUGGUGGUGAUUCUUCCAAAAACUCCUCUGAAAGACCGGAUUUCUUUGCCCUCCAGGAAGAGUUUUUAUGUUUAUGCUGGAAUCCUGGCACUGCUGACCCUGGUGCAGGGCCUGGGCAGUGCCCUCCUCUGUGUGGAUAUCAUUGAAGGACUGUGCUGUGUUGAUGCUACCACGUUCCUUUACUUCAUCUUCUUUGCACCUCUCAUCUAUGUGGCAUUCCUUAAAGGCUUCUUUGGGUCUGAACCGAAGAUCCUUUUCUCCUACAAAUGUCAGGUGGAUGAACCUGAGGAUGUGGAUGUGCACCUACCCCACCCUUAUGCUGUUGCCAAGAAGGAAGGAAUGGAUUCUGGGUUCUACUCGAGCACUCAGAUUGAUACCACAGCCUACCUGGAUGACGUGGCCUCUAUGCCGUAUCACGUGGGCAGCAUCAACAGUACAGACAGUGACCGCUGGAAAGCUAUCAAUGCCUAAGGCAGGGCUACCCUGCUCACACAACGCCUCAUUCCUUUCCUUCCAAACUCCCUGAUACCACAGCUGUUAGGAUGUCCGUUGGAAAUCUGUCCUUGGCUAUCUGCCAUGGCUUUCCUCUCUUCCUUAGGAUUUCCAAAACCUAUUGUGGAACUAAGUUGGCAGUCCAAACCCUGUUGAAAAGACUGUUUUCUGUUGCUACCUGAGAACAAUGUAGAACAGUUUUGUUCAUAAAUGUAUAAACACUGAACCUUCCUGAUCCUCCAUGUUCUAGAUGUGACUAUGACCCAGAAGACAGGCCUGACUGGCACCUCUUCCUUUUCAAUGACUGAAAGCACUUGUCUGCCAAUUAGGGGAAUGGCGUUGAGGGAUGAAAGUGUUGAUUUGACUG
Messenger RNA from Charadrius vociferus (killdeer), 1528 nucleotides. RefSeq names its product transmembrane protein, adipocyte asscociated 1 (gene TPRA1). The coding region runs from base 1 to 1140 and encodes 379 amino acids. Lineage: Eukaryota; Metazoa; Chordata; Aves; Charadriiformes; Charadriidae. Gene Ontology annotation, biological process: G protein-coupled receptor signaling pathway. Gene Ontology annotation, cellular component: plasma membrane. Gene Ontology annotation, molecular function: G protein-coupled receptor activity. The transcript is spliced from 10 exons. The record is from RefSeq and is a predicted model, not a curated record.